UAUCCAACAAAUACUAAACAGUUUCCAACAAAUACUAAACAGUAUCCAACAAAUACUAAACACUAUCCAACAAAUACUAAACAGUAUCCAACAAAUACUAAACAGUAUCCAACAAAUACUAAACGGUAUCCAACAAAUACUAAAAGUAUCCAACAAAUACUAAACAGUAUCCAACAAAUACUAAACAGUAUCCAACAAAACCUAACUGACAAUUUCCACAGCCGAUUCCCAGCAUCCGUUACUAAUUCUGUAUUUUAUUGA
Candidula unifasciata is the source of this 261-nucleotide messenger RNA. The record is from the annotation of a GenBank genome assembly. NCBI's taxonomy places the organism in Eukaryota, Metazoa, Mollusca, Gastropoda, Stylommatophora, Geomitridae.